Anopheles nili is the source of this 1701-nucleotide messenger RNA. RefSeq names its product protein krueppel. Gene Ontology annotation, molecular function: RNA polymerase II cis-regulatory region sequence-specific DNA binding; DNA-binding transcription factor activity, RNA polymerase II-specific. NCBI's taxonomy places the organism in Eukaryota, Metazoa, Arthropoda, Insecta, Diptera, Culicidae. The coding region runs from base 1 to 1701 and encodes 566 amino acids. The record is from RefSeq and is a predicted model, not a curated record. The transcript has 2 exons. Gene Ontology annotation, biological process: regulation of DNA-templated transcription.
AUGGCUUUGUCGCUUUUGCAGGACGCUCAAACAGCAAGAGGAUUAGCCGCCGUCCGUACGUUGCAAGGCAUGAACCGUGACGAAGAGCGCAGCCUGUCGGUAUCACCACCCCUCACUGGCCAGCGCCAGCAGCACCAUCUCGCCAUGAACUUCCAGCACACACCCUCCCUUUACGGAGGCUUCCACCCAGCCACGGCCUCAGCCAUGGGCAUGCUAGCCCCGCAGCUUCUGGCCGCCAACCAAACAGCCGCUGCCGCCCUCAUGGCCGCCGGCUUGCCCAUGUCCCUACGGGCGUCUCUUGCCACUGGUCUCUUCCCGCCCCAUGCCGCCCUUUUCGGUGCGUGGGCUCCUCCUACGCCCACCAGCAACAACAGCAGCCCACCACCACCCCAGAGCCCCAUCUCACCUGCCCUCAGCCACAAGAGCUCCAAGUCGCUCAAGCUAAGCGCCGCCGCAGCAGCCAACAACAACAACAACAGCACCAACAACAACAACAACCACAUCGUGUCGACAACCUCGGAAAUCGUCCCGCAGUCGAAGAAACUCUCGAAGCGGAAGUUGCAGUCGUCCGCGCGGAAGGAUACCGCCCAUCACCACCUCCACCACUCACACCUGAUGCGAUCUCCAAGCCACCACCUCUCGAUCCCUGUCGAUCUGCCAGUCAGCCCAGGACCCAUCUCACCGCCCACUUCCGGCUCAUCGCCACAAUCCAAUGGUAGCGUGGAACUCCCGGCUACGAUCACGACCACCUCGGCAAGCUCAGCAGCGGCAGCAGCGGCCAACUCGUCCUCAUCCGCAUCCUGUUCAUCGGGGGCGUCGCGCGAUCCUUCCCGCGACAAGGUGUUCACGUGCAAGAUCUGCAGCCGUUCGUUCGGCUACAAGCACGUGCUGCAAAACCACGAGCGGACGCACACCGGCGAGAAGCCGUUCGAAUGUCCGGAGUGUCACAAACGCUUCACGCGCGAUCACCACCUCAAGACACACAUGCGGCUGCAUACGGGCGAAAAGCCGUACUCCUGCACGCACUGUGACCGGCAGUUCGUGCAAGUUGCCAACCUACGCCGACACUUGCGCGUGCACACGGGCGAGAAGCCGUACGAGUGCGAGAUGUGCGACCAAAAGUUCUCCGACUCGAACCAGCUGAAGGCGCACAUGCUCAGCCACAGCGGCCAGAAGCCGUUCCACUGUGAUAGGUGCAAUUCGAGCUACCGUCGGCGGCACCAUCUGCUGCAUCACAAGUGCGGUCUACCGAGUCCGCCGACACCCGCCGUUAGUCCGGCGGCUUCUGCUGAUCUUCAUCUCCACCACUCCGACCACAAGUCCGUGUGUGGUGGAUCCGAUUCAAGCGAUCUGUCGCUCGAUGCACUCUCGAAGGCACCACCGUCCGCGUUGUUGCUGCACCAGAAGUUCCCAGGUCUAACAUUGCCACUGGCCGCAGCAUUUGGGCCACUUUCGGACACCUCCGGAGCUGAAACGGCGGCUAUGGACCUUCGUCACAGCGCGAAUCGAUCACGUACACCUCAGCAGAUCGCACACGUCAAGAGCGAACUGCCGGAGCAGACCGAACCUGAGGACCUCAGCAUGCAUUCGCCACGAUCACCCGUGUCGAUGGAGGAGCUGGAUGAGCUGGAUGAUGCUGCAACACUUUACCUGAAGCAGCGGCAGCUCUUCCAUCAUCACCACCACGGGAUGGAACUGUAA